Lepus europaeus (European hare) is the source of this 7572-nucleotide messenger RNA. RefSeq names its product ArfGAP with RhoGAP domain, ankyrin repeat and PH domain 2 (gene ARAP2). Lineage: Eukaryota; Metazoa; Chordata; Mammalia; Lagomorpha; Leporidae. The record is from RefSeq and is a predicted model, not a curated record. Gene Ontology annotation, molecular function: GTPase activator activity; phosphatidylinositol-3,4,5-trisphosphate binding; protein binding. The transcript has 32 exons. The coding region runs from base 139 to 5247 and encodes 1702 amino acids. Gene Ontology annotation, biological process: signal transduction; positive regulation of GTPase activity.
CAUUGUGGAAAAAUAACAUUUUUAGAAACUUUUCUGUUGCAAGUGAUAGAAGAAAAACGAACAGAGAAGUGCAUCCUCUUGUGUGUGUAUCUCACUGUGCUACUUUUGAUAACUCAGCUUAGGAAUGAAGCCACCAUUAUGUCCUCAGUCAGUGAAAUAAAUGUUGAUAUCAAAGAUUUCCUAAUGAGUAUUAAUUUGGAGCAGUAUCUCUUACAUUUCCACAAGUUUGGUUUUUAUACUGUGAAGGACUGCACAACAAUCAAUGAUACUGUGCUACACAAAAUUGGAAUAUCGCCCACAGGACACCGUAGGAGAAUACUUAAACAGUUACAGAUAAUCUUGUCAAAGAUGCAAGAUAUCCCAAUAUAUGCAAAUAUUCAUAAAACAAAGAAGAAUGAUGACACUUCAAAGGAUUGCCAUGCUCCAUCUUCUGAUUGGAACACCUGCAGAGAAAUUUCUAACUCUGAUAGUAUUCCCACACCUAGCUCAACACAAUUGGAGGCUGUUACACAAAGUCUUCAUCAAAAUGAUAUUGGUAUGGAACAUAGCCAGUCUCUUAAAUCGGAUGAUAAGCUGUCUCUUCCUAAACAUGACUUUGCCAUUCCAGAUCAAGAACCACACCAUGAUAGUUCAUUUGGUAGUGAAAAUAUUAAAAUAGAAUCUUUGAUUGCAAAGAAGACUGUGGAUUGUACAAUUGAACAACAAACAGAAAAAGUUGAUUCAAUAUUGGAGACUAUCAGCAAGCUUCCUAGUAUUGACCCUGAAUGUCUUUCUUCCCUUGGCUCCUCAACAUCAGAUGCAAAUUCUGUAAAUGGGUCGAAUGGCUUAGUAGAAGCAUCACCUCCAUCCCCAUUCUUUCAGUUUCAAGGAGAAAUGGUUGUGAAUGAUUUGUACAUACCGUCAUCACCAAACUUGGCACCGAUGAGAAGUCGCAGCAAGUUGGUUUCGAGACCAUCUCGCUCUUUUCUGCUAAGACAUCGGCCUGUACCAGAGAUUCCAGGGUCAACAAAAGGAAUUUCAGGAAGCUAUUUCCGUGAAAGAAGAAAUGUUGCUACCUCACCUGGAAAAUCUGCGGCAUGGCAAAAAGAUUCAAGUGAGGAGAUUUCAUCUUCCAUCUUUCCUUAUGGAGAGACCUUCCUCUUCCAGAGACUGGAAAAUUCCAAGAAGAGAUGUGUGAAGAAUGAAUUUUGGGCCCAUGAAGAGACACUCAAAGGGGAGGCAAAUACUGCAGGGAACUCUUUCUGCAUCAAAUCAAGCAUAUAUGAUAACAGGAAGGAGAAAAUAAGUGAAGAAAAAGUAGAAGACAUUUGGAUACCUCGAGAGGAUAAAAACAAUCUUCUGACAGAGUCUGCCUCUGAGUCAGAAUACUCAACAGUGGAAGAAUGCUUCCAGAGUUUAAGAAGAAAAAAUUCAAAGGCAUCAAGGUUGAGGACACAGAAAGCACUGAGCUUGGACCCAGUGAACAGGCACAGUUACCCCCUAAGCUCAACAAGUGGAAAUGCUGAUUCCUCGGGCAUUUCCUCAAAUGCCAUAUCUCCCUAUGCCUGUUUUUAUGGUACAUCUACGAAGAAGGUGAAGUCAGGGUGGCUGGAUAAGCUUUCUCCUCAAGGAAAACGCAUGUUUCAGAAGAGAUGGGUGAAAUUCGAUGGCCUUAGCAUUUCUUACUACAAUAAUGAAAGGGAGAUGUAUUCAAAGGGAAUAAUUCCCCUUUCUGCCAUAUCAACAGUACGAGUUCAAGGAGACAACAAAUUUGAAGUUGUUACAACACAAAGAACUUUUGUUUUUAGAGUAGAAAAAGAAGAGGAGAGAAAUGACUGGAUCAGUAUACUGUUAAAUGCACUGAAAACACAGUCCCUUACCUCACAGUCUCAAGUGGUUGCUGCACCUGAGAAAUGUGGAUAUCUUGAAUUGAGAGGGUAUAAAGCCAAAAUUUAUACUGUGCUAAGGGGAAACAGUGUGUGGCUUUGCAAAAAUGAACAGGAUUUUAAAAGUGGAUUGGGUAUCACCAUCAUUCCUAUGAAUGUAGCAAAUGUAAAGCAAGUGGACAGAACUGUAAAACAAUCUUUUGAAAUAAUUACUCCCUAUAGGAGUUUCAGCUUUACAGCAGAGUCUGAAAAAGAGAAACAAGACUGGAUUGAAGCUGUGCAGCAAUCGAUAGCAGAAACUCUCUCUGAUUAUGAAGUAGCCGAGAAGAUUUGGUUCAAUGAGUCCAACAGGAGCUGUGCAGAUUGUAAAGCCCCGGAUCCUGACUGGGCAUCCAUCAAUCUCUGUGUUGUCAUCUGUAAGAAGUGUGCAGGACAGCAUAGAUCCUUGGGACCAAAGGAUUCUAAGGUUAGGAGUCUAAAAAUGGAUGCCAGCAUUUGGAGUAAUGAACUGAUCGAGCUUUUUAUCAUCAUUGGAAACAAAAGAGCAAAUGACUUUUGGGCUGGUAAUCUUCAAAAGGAUGAAGAAUUACACAUGGACUCACCAGUAGAAAAGCGAAAAAGCUUCAUUAUUCAGAAAUACAAAGAAGGAAAAUUCAGAAAGACCCUUUUGGCAUCUCUCACCAAAGAAGAAUUAAAUAAGGCUCUGUGUGCUGCUGUUGUGACACCUGACGUUCUGGAAACAAUGGCUUUGCUGUUCAGUGGAGCAGAUGUCAUGUGUGCAACUGGAGACCCCGUGCAUAGCACCCCUUAUUUGCUGGCCAAGAAAGCCGGGCAGAGUCUGCAGAUGGAAUUUCUUUACCACAAUAAAUUCUCAGAUUUCCCCCAACAUGACAUUCAUUCUGAGGGUGGAUUAAGUCAAGAGGCCUCCCAGUCCACGUUCCUUUGUGACUUUUUGUAUCAGGCUCCUGCUGCAGCUUCUAAACUCUCUUCAGAGAAAAAACUGCUUGAAGAGACGAAUAAGAAGUGGUGUGUUUUGGAAGGAGGUUUCUUGAGUUACUAUGAAAAUGAUAAGUCCACCACGCCUAACGGCACCAUUAAUAUCAAUGAAGUUAUCUGCCUGGCUAUACACAAAGAGGACUUCUAUUUAAAUACUGGGCCCAUCUUUGUUUUUGAGAUCUACUUACCUUCUGAGCGUGUGUUUUUAUUUGGAGCUGAAACAUCUCAAGCUCAAAGAAAGUGGACAGAGGCAAUAGUCAAGCAUUUUGUUCCCUUUGUUGCUGAAAACUUAACAGAAACUGACUACGACUUGAUUGGCCAGCUCUUCUACAAAGACUGCCAUGCCCUGGAUCAGUGGAGAAAAGGCUGGUUUGCUAUGGACAAAUUCAAUUUGCGUUUUUGCCUUCAGACGCAGGAAGUUCAGGAAGACAGGAUGCACUUAAGAAGACUGCAAGAGUUAACAAUCAGCACAAUGGUUCAAAAUGGGGAAAAAUUGGAUGUCUUACUUUUGGUGGAGAAAGGCCGAACAUUAUACAUCCAUGGGCAUAGCAAGUUGGAUUUCACAGUCUGGCAUACAGCAAUUGAAAAAGCAGCAGGUACAGAUGGUAAUGCAUUACAAGAUCAGCAGCUCAGCAAAAAUGACGUCCCCAUUAUCGUGAACAGCUGCAUAGCAUUUGUUACACAGUAUGGUUUAGGAUGCAAAUAUAUCUAUCAAAAGAAUGGUGAUCCUUUGCACACAAGUGAGCUCUUGGAAAAUUUCAAAAAGGAUGCAAGAAGCUUUAAAUUGAGGGCUGGAAAGCAUCAACUUGAAGAUGUGACGAGUGUGUUGAAAUGUUUUCUUUCUGACAUCGAUGAUGCACUGCUUGCCAAGGAGCUCUAUCCAUACUGGAUCUCUGCUUUAGAUACACAGGAUGACAAGGAAAGAAUUAAAAAGUAUGGAGCAUUUAUACGUACUCUCCCAGGGGUCAACCAAGCAACAUUGGCAGCUAUAAUUGAACACCUUUACAGGGUUCAGAAGUGCUCAGAAAUCAAUCACAUGAAUGCCCAUAAUUUGGCCUUGGCCUUUUCUUCCUGUUUGUUUCAAACUAAAGGACAAACUAGUGAAGAAGUGAAUGUAAUUGAGGACCUCAUUAAUAACUAUGUCGAAAUAUUUGAGGUUAAAGAAGAUCAAGUCAAACAAAUGGACAUAGAGAAUAGCUUUAUUACCAAGUGGAAAGACACUCAAGUUUCCCAGGCUGGAGAUUUGCUAAUUGAAGUGUAUGUAGAAAGGAAGGAACCUGACUGUAGUAUUAUAAUCCGGAUAUCUCCUGUGAUGGAAGCAGAAGAAUUGACUAAUGAUAUAUUGGCAAUAAAAAAUAUCAUCCCUACAAAAAGUGAUGUUUGGGCCACAUUUGAAGUUAUUGAAAAUGAAGAACUUGAGCGCCCCCUGCACUACAGAGAGAACGUGCUGGAGCAGGUGCUUCGCUGGGGCUCCCUGGCAGAGCCCGGCUCUGCGUGUCUGGUGGUGAAGAGGUUCUUAACCGGAGACACAAUUCAACACUACAGAGAGAGGCGUGCCCUGGGAAGUAUCAAAGAAGGAGUCUUGAAAAUCAAAGAAGAACCGUCUAAGAUACUGUCUGGAAAUAAGUUUCAAGACCGGUAUUUUGUUUUACGAGAUGGGUGUCUCUUUAUUUACAAAGACUCAAAGAGUAGUAAACAUGAAAAAAUGUUUUCUCUCAGCUCCAUGAAGUUUUAUCUUGGGGUGAAAAAGAAAAUGAAGCCUCCAACAAGUUGGGGAUUGACUGCAUAUUCUGACAAACAUCACUGGCACCUGUGUUGCGACAGUUCACAGACUCAGAUUGAGUGGAUGGCCAGUAUCUUUAUUGCUCAGCAUGAAAAUGAUAUAUGGCCACCAGCUGGACAGGAACGAAAACGUUCGAUAACCAAAAAUCCCAAAAUCGGAGGUUUGCCUCUGAUUCCCAUCCAGCAAGAGAGAAAUACAAUCCAAGCCCGGAGAAAUAUUGAGAGUGCAAGGGCAGAACUGGAAAGGCUGUGGCUCAGUGAGAAGCAUGAUCGAGAGCCUGUGGACUCCACCUUAAGGGACCGAGCCUCCAUGGUGGCCCACUGCCUAGAGCACAAGGACGACAGGUUCCGAAAUCGCACCAGGAAGCAUCGAAGCCUCAACUGCCUGGAGGACACAGAGACAGAAGUCCCCGAGCAGCAAAAAGGCCCUAAAGGCAUGAAGACAUUGAAAAAGACUGAGGAGAAGAAUAGCAAAGCUCCUAUGGACUCUGAUCAUAAGUUACCGUCAAAGGUGAUUGAAGAGCUCAGUGUGGUUCUACAGCGGUCUAGAACCCUUCCAAAACAGUUACAAGAUGAACACAUGAUGCAGAAGGAAAUAAAAUGAAUUGCCCCACUAAUUAAUGUUUUUAAUAUUGUAUACAAUGUGUGUAAACCUGAAACCAAACUAUAAUUCAUGAGAAUUUGUCUAUAGACAAAUUUGUGUGUCUAUGCUUAAGAAAUCUGUGUAUACUUAAACAUUCAAAGACAUUUUAAAAUAUGUAUAUAUGUGAGUAAGUGUAAGAUUAACUUUAUUUUGGUUUGAACAAAUCUUAUAAAGUCCAACUUUAUUAACUUGAACAAGAAGUUAUUGGGUUACUUUAAGUAGUCAACCCUUUUAAAAUAGUUAUCAAGUGGUAUAAUUUAUGAGUAGAAAUCUCAAACUGUACUGUAUUGUAUAAAGUGCUGUGUUUAAAUGAAGCUUAUGGAACUAUCUGUAACAUAUUUUGCACUUUGAGAAAUCUUGUAUAGUAAGUUACCAUAAUGUUUUUAGGUUUACACAGAGUUUACCUUAGCGAAGAGAAAGGGAAGUAAUUUGAGAAGAGGAAGGAUUUAUUUUAGCAGUUACCCUAACAAACAGUACUGGGGUUUUAAAAUGACAAGGACUUAACAAACCCAGGAGGUAAACUAAGAUUCAUCCCUGUUCACUAAUGACCAAAACUUGUUUGUGAGAAACUGCUCGUUAAGAAAAAAAAAAUCCUAUGUCUGUUUUGCCGGAGAAGUGUUCAGCCAACAGACAUGAAUAAUGGCAUGGCCCGCUCUCAUUGAUGGUGUUGGCAAACCAGCCACAGUAUACAUUCACUACACUUGAGCUUGUUGUCAGUGGCUGCUAAGAGGAGAUUUACACUGCAUUGGAGAGAGGUUGUGUGCCUGGCAUCUGCCAGUGACGCCGUUUGCACUGUCGCUUUACGCAGGCAAUUUUUUUCAAGUUCCUAAGGAUACUUUUGGUCCAAACAAAAUUCAGCAUCACAAGGUGUUUUUGCUGUUAUUCUUUUGUUAUUUGAUUUUUUUGUCAUUGUUCUCUUUUUCUGUUUAUUUCUUGUUAAGUAAGGUUGUAAUGCCUUUGGAUUGUCAGAAUUAAAGGGAAGUGUACUGCAUAUGACAGUUUAGAGAUUUGGAAUUGGAAAUUUAACUUCUGUGUACAUUUAGGGGCAUUUAACCUGGUUGUCAUUGUCUUUUUUUUUUUUUUAAUUUUUUUUUUUUUUUUGACAGGCAGAGUGGAUAGUGAGAGAGAGACAGAGAGAAAGGUCUUCCUUUUGCCGUUGGUUCACCCUCCAAUGGCCGCCGCGGUAGCGCGCUGCGGCCGGCGCACCGCGCUGUUCCGAUGGCAGGAGCCAGGUGCUUCUCCUGGUCUCCCAUGGGGUGCAGGGCCCAAGCACUUGGGCCAUCCUCCACUGCACUCCCUGGCCACAGCAGAGAGCUGGCCUGGAAGAGGGGCAACCGGGACAGGAUCGGUGCCCCGACCGGGACUAGAACCCGGUGUGCCGGCGCCGCAAGGUGGAGGAUUAGCCUGUUGAGCCAAGGCGCCGGCCUGUCUUUUUUUUUUUUUUUUUUUUUUUUUUUUUUUAUAACAAUGCAGUGGUCUUUUCAUGUUCCUAGGAAUAAUGGCAAAGCUCUCUAGUUUUGUUUCCAUGUAGAGAGAGGCCAUUGAAUUGGCGAUUCAAUUAGCUCAUGUUAGGAGCAGCACUUUUCAUCAGCUUUCAGAUAUUUUAGGCAUGCUAAGAUUUUACAGUAAAAGUAUUCCAUGUGACUAGGAUUUAUUCUUCACGUAUCUUUUUCCCCCUAUUUUUUAAAGCAUUUUUCUCACCAGAAUUUGUUUAUGCACAAAGGCCCAUAUUCAGUCCAUCCAAUCAUAGUACAGGAAUGUGGUGAUAAUGCUAUGAAUUUCUUCAUUGUAAAAUACUGACCACUCAUGAGUAGCUUGUGGUGAUAAAAUAGUUUAUGAAGGGUAGAUGGUAUUUAUUCUUUAAAUCCCAAUAAAUUGGAAUUUAAAAAAAAACAAAACUGCAGGACAGUUUAUAAAAAGGUGGCACUAUUAGGGAGCUGUCUUUUAAAGUGAAACAUGCUAUUUACGAAGAAAAACUAAUCUUAAAUAAAUUAUCAUUUUUAAUAAAUAAUAUUUAUAUUUUUAUGAAAGUAAAUCACAUGGGAAUUAAUGUUCAGAAAUGUGGACAUUGGGAGAGUCUCUGGAAUUUUUAACCUGCCUUAUGAAAACUUCUUGAAACUUGAGCUUAAAAUUUAACAGCGUCUGUUUCCCUUCCUUCCCUGACCAAUUGUUCCCACUUUUCCAGUGUAAGAUAAGGGCUAAUGACCUCUCAUAUAUUUUGAGUAAAAAUUAAAAUUGUUUCACAAGUCCACUUGCAUGCAACUGUUAUUUUUCUCUGUUUUGUUU